GGGCAGCGUCCGAGCCAGCGGGGAGCAGGGAGCUGGGGAAAGCGACGCCGAGAGAGCGAUCGCACCUGAGAAGGGAACGAAGGACGGGGGAAACCGGGUAGAGCUUUGGCCCACGGCCGCCGGCUGGCUGCUCCCCGCCCGAAACUGCCCCCGGGAACGCGCGCCCAGACACUUGGUCCGGCCACCGCCGCGGACGGCGCGCCGCUCGCUGCAGGGAGGCCUGGGGCGGCCCCGCAGGGACCCCCGACCCAAGCCCGCCGGGCCGCCCGGAUGUGCACCAAAAUGGAACAACCCUUCUACCACGACGACUCUUACGCAGCUGCGGGCUACGGCCGGGCCCCUGGUGGCCUCUCUCUACACGACUACAAACUCCUGAAACCGAGCCUGGCACUCAACCUGACCGACCCCUACCGAGGUCUGAAAGCAACCAGCGCGCGGGGCCACGGACCGGAGGGCAGCGGCGGCGGCAGCUACUUUUCCAGCCAAAGCUCGGACACGGGCGCAUCGCUCAAGCUCGCCUCGUCGGAGCUAGAGCGCCUGAUCGUUCCCAACAGCAACGGCGUGAUCACGACGACGCCCACGCCACCGGGACAGUACUUUUACCCCCGUGGGGGUGGCAGCGGCGGAGGUGCGGGGAACGCAGGGGGAGGCGUCACCGAGGAGCAGGAGGGCUUCGCCGACGGUUUUGUCAAAGCUCUGGACGACCUGCACAAGAUGAAUCACGUGACGCCCCCCAACGUGUCCCUGGGCGCCAGUGGGGGACCCCCAGCAGGCCCCGGCAGCGUCUACGCGGGCCCGGAGCCGCCUCCGGUGUACACCAACCUCAGCAGCUACUCCCCAGCCUCUGCACCCCCUGGAGGCGCCGGAGCCUCUGUCGGGACUGGCAGCUCGUACCCGACGGCCACCAUCAGCUACCUCCCUCACGCGCCUCCCUUCGCCGGUGGCCACCCUGCGCAGCUAGGCCUGGGCCGCGGAGCCUCCACCUUCAAGGAGGAACCACAGACGGUGCCGGAGGCGCGGAGCCGCGACGGCACGCCGCCAGUGUCCCCCAUCAACAUGGAAGAUCAGGAGCGCAUCAAAGUGGAGCGUAAGCGGCUGCGGAACCGGCUGGCGGCCACCAAGUGCCGGAAGCGGAAGCUGGAGCGCAUCGCGCGCCUGGAGGACAAGGUGAAGACGCUCAAGGCCGAGAACGCCGGACUGUCGAACACGGCCGGCCUCCUCCGGGAGCAGGUGGCCCAGCUCAAACAGAAGGUCAUGACCCACGUCAGCAAUGGCUGCCAGCUGCUUCUUGGGGUCAAGGGACAUGCCUUCUGAGAUCCCUCACUCCCGUACGGACACCCCACCCCCCAGCCUGGACGGCUGGGCGCACCGCUCCGGGGGCGGGGGAGGAGGCAGGCGAUGGACAUUCGCCCCAGGACCUGGGGGCGCCGCAAACCACACUGGACUCCAGCCCGCCCGCUCUCGCCCAAUCCUUUCCACUUCGACGUUUACAAGCUCCUUCCGUGUUUUUUUUUUUCUGCUGGAAACAGACUCGAUUCAUAUUGAAUAUAAUAUAUUUGUGUAUUUAACAGGGAGGGGAGGAGGGGGCGAUCGCGGCGGAGCUGGCCCCGCCGCCCGGUACUCAAGCCCGCGGGGGCACUGGGUAGGGGACCUCCGCCCCCUGGCCUCCCCUCUCUGCACCGUACUGUGGAGAAGAAACACGCACUUAGUCUCUAAAGAGUUUAUUUUAAGAUGUGUUUGUGUGUGUGUGUUUGUUGUUCUGACUUUUUAUUGAAUUUAUUUAAGUAAAAAAAUCGUUCUUUAA
Echinops telfairi (small Madagascar hedgehog) is the source of this 1804-nucleotide messenger RNA. It is a transcript of the gene JUNB, whose product is annotated as JunB proto-oncogene, AP-1 transcription factor subunit. The record is from RefSeq and is a predicted model, not a curated record. Lineage: Eukaryota; Metazoa; Chordata; Mammalia; Afrosoricida; Tenrecidae. Gene Ontology annotation, cellular component: transcription regulator complex. The transcript has a single exon. Gene Ontology annotation, biological process: regulation of transcription by RNA polymerase II; regulation of cell cycle; regulation of cell population proliferation. The coding region runs from base 271 to 1314 and encodes 347 amino acids. Gene Ontology annotation, molecular function: transcription factor binding; RNA polymerase II cis-regulatory region sequence-specific DNA binding; DNA-binding transcription factor activity, RNA polymerase II-specific.